CCUAAAGUGAUUUCUAAAUACAUUUAUUCACCAGAAAACUUGUGAUCUGAGCAACCCUUGAAUAUCAUAUAUUUGAUCUCUUCUAUAUAAUUUUAUACAAUUAUUUGUUUGCAUCCAAAGUAUCAAUCUCCUGGUGUACUAGCUACAUGUAUUAUUUUCGUCUCUUCCAAUUAUUGUGAAGAAGAAUAAUUGUACAAAAGACAAGCUUCAAAAGGGGAGUUAGCUGUUGAAGAAGAAUACAAUACCUUCCCAACAUCGAAGAGCAAACAAGCAAUAAAUUAAUAUGCUGUAGAUGAGACAAGAUUUGUAGAACUGUUAGAAAAGAACUAGAUAAGAACAAGUCAUCACAUGCAGUGUGAUGAUCAUCAUAGCAGCUGCUAGAAAAACCAAUACAAAGAAUUGAAACAUGACAUGGUGCACCGACUGCAGCGAUGAUGCCAUGGCAAUUGUGAGAAAGUCUUCACCUCCACCUCCUGCUACUGUUCUUACUGUCGCGAGUAAUGAAAGCCCAACACAUAACCGUGUUAAAGCUUGCCCCUCCUGUGGACAUCAGAUCAAAUGGCAAGAAAAGGGCGGCAUUCAUAAUCUGCCCGGGCUGCCAGCUGGAGUGAAGUUUGAUCCGAGCGAUCAAGAACUUCUUGAACAUUUAGAAGCCAAGGUAAGGUCAGAUGCUCGUAAGCUUCAUCCCCUGAUUGAUGAAUUCAUCCCUACCCUUGAAGGCGAGAACGGUAUUUGCUAUGCUCAUCCAGAAAAAUUACCAGGUGUGAGCAAGGAUGGAUUUAUCCGACAUUUUUUCCACAGGCCCUCGAAAGCAUACACCACCGGGACCAGAAAGAGAAGAAAAGUGCACGCGGACAUCGACGGAAACGAGACCCGAUGGCACAAAACUGGCAAAACCAGGGCAGUUUUUAUUGAUCAAGGCAAAGUCAUCAAAGGGUACAAGAAAAUACUUGUGCUCUACACUAACUACGGCAAGCAGCGAAAACCCGAAAAGACUAAUUGGGUAAUGCAUCAGUAUCAUCUUGGUAACAAUGAUGACGAAAAAGAUGGAGAGCUUGUUGUUUCCAAAAUCUUCUUCCAGACUCAACCUAGACAAUGCAGCAGCAGCAGCACCACCUCCGCGGUGAAUUUACGACGUUCUGCACCCAUUUUACCCAAGGACACCGUUGCUGUAAAUACUAAUACACCAGGGAAUGCAGGAGGUUCUAGCUUAAAGAACAAUAGCGCUGUGUUCGUUGAUUAUUAUAACCAGUCUCUUAUAUCUUUUAAGCAGACUACUUCUUAAUCGCUUGGUAUUUUAGUUUCUAACUCAAGUAAUUAAUAAUGUCCUGGGAUUUCCUUUCAGAAAAAGGAAACAAUGGCCUGGAAUUCAUUCUUGUAAAGUUUUUGUUUGAAUUGUAUUCAUCACAUGCAUAUGAUUAAAUUAUUGAUA
Messenger RNA from Daucus carota subsp. sativus, 1432 nucleotides. RefSeq names its product NAC domain-containing protein 73. The transcript is spliced from 4 exons. Gene Ontology annotation, cellular component: nucleus. The coding region runs from base 407 to 1285 and encodes 292 amino acids. The record is from RefSeq and is a predicted model, not a curated record. Gene Ontology annotation, molecular function: DNA-binding transcription factor activity; transcription cis-regulatory region binding. NCBI's taxonomy places the organism in Eukaryota, Viridiplantae, Streptophyta, Magnoliopsida, Apiales, Apiaceae. Gene Ontology annotation, biological process: regulation of DNA-templated transcription.